UUGCCCGAUUAAUAAAUUGACUAAAUAGCUAAAACAUUGAGCACACACGUUCUUGACAAAAUUACAUAACAAGUAGCAAGUGUUUAAAUGUUUUUAUAUAAAAUAUAUAUGUUUAAAUACAUAAAGUUUUCCCACAGAAUUCUGGCGUUUAAGUUAUUAACUAAUAGUCACCAAACGAAAAUCAGUCCAUCACGAAAAGUUCAAUGCACGACUGCCAAGGGCUGCUAAACAAGAUGACCGGUCGCCGCUCCUUCAUGCUUUGUUGACGUGGUAACUUCUGACGGUGCUGGACAGGAGAUACUCUAACUUCGAGUUCUGAAGAUUGUGCGUUGAUUCCCAGUUUAUAUAGGCAUCUGAAGACGUGUGCAACAGAAUGCACUCCACAAGAACAUCGUGCAGAACUCAUAACUUACGAUGUAAAUUAAUUCGCCGACCAAUCAAAUCAUUCCAAAAACGAAAAGCCACCAGACAGGUGCUCCACAGAUCACGGUCUGGCUAUACGAACAGACAAAAACAAAAUGUCAGCCACCUUGCCGAACACAUGUUUGCUCUCCAGGUACGCCGAAUGCAUCAAUGCUUUCAACUUUGGCCUCAAGUGGCCUUACUUGCCCUUGACCAACCACAUGUCCAAGAAAAACAACAGUAGCUUUAGCAAAAUCACUUUUACCCAAGUUCACAGUCAACCGGGCUUUAGAAAGUCUACCAAACAGUUCCUUGAUUUGACUAAUAUGCUGAUUCCAACUAUGACUAUAAACAACAAUAUCAUCAACAUAAGCCUGACAUUGUUCUACUCCAGAAAUGACCUGAUUAAUCAUUCUUUGGAAUGUAGCCUGAGAAUUUUUCAUUCCAAAUGGACAAACCAGAUAUUCGAAUAACCCAUCAGCGGUUACAAACGCAGAGAUUUCUCUGGCCCGUUUAGUUAAUGGUAUUUGCCAGUAACCUUUCAAAAGGUCAAACUUGCUAAUAUACUUAGCAGUUCCUAAUUUAUCAAUGCAGUCAUCAAUUCGUGGGAUAGGAAACGAAUCUGAUUUGGUCACAGCAUUAACUUUGCGAAAAUCUGUACAGAACCGUACACUACCAUCAGGUUUAGGAACAAGUAAACAAGGAGAACUCCAGUUACUAAAACUAGGUUGAAUAAUGCCGUUCUCAAGCAUAUAAUCUAUUUCUUUUCGGAUAAGUUCCUGUUUUUGUGGAUUAACUCGAUAAGCAUGUUGCUUAAUUGACUUGGAAUCACCAACAUCAACAUCAUGUUUAAUAACAUUUGUUCGACUGGGAACAUCUGGGAAAAUUUGGCUAAAUUCAGAAAUGAUUUGUUGAACAUCACUUUGUUGUUUUUCACUUAAAUGGCUGAUUUUUAAAUGAAGAUUAAACAAUAUCCUCGAAUUUACCAAUUUCGGCUCAACUGGAUUAAAAUUAUCAUCUUUCAUCUUAACAUCAGAAUCUAUCCCUGAAAGAAUUAUUGUAUUAGCCAAGACGUUUUCCCGAUUAUAAUAUUUUUUAAGCAUA
This is a messenger RNA of Gigantopelta aegis, 1506 nucleotides long. RefSeq lists its product as uncharacterized. Bases 519 to 875 code for a protein of 118 amino acids. The record is from RefSeq and is a predicted model, not a curated record. The transcript has 2 exons. NCBI's taxonomy places the organism in Eukaryota, Metazoa, Mollusca, Gastropoda, Neomphalida, Peltospiridae.